AUGCACACGUGGACUCUGGUGCUCGGCGUCUCGGCUUUGCUGCACACAGCAUAUACCGCCAGCUCGUCAGGUUCCAGCAAGCCAAACGGCGUACUUAACACUUUAACUACGAGCUGCAAUGGUGGCUGUGGCAUCAACGGUGCCUGCAUUAUCGUGGGUCAAUCCUCGAUUAACUAUAUCAAUUGUGUCAAUGACACCAAUUGCGUCACGUUGUCGUCGGGACAGUCGGCGCGUUGUCUUGCCGUCUUUGACUCAACAGCUACCGAGUGGAUCUUUCGACCGGCGGAGAGCAACGACAAAGCAGGCACUGGACCUUUUGAACGCUUGGGGUUAUUGCAACUGGCUGACCAUGUUACAGAUCUGACCUUUAGUAAGGCAGAAGAGGGAGAGGAACCAAUUUCCGGGUCGCUGGAACUCGCCUCGAUGACUAUCCAUCCGGAUACCACGCUAGACAAAGUGACGUUUCGAAAUUUGACGCUGAACGGAUUGGAAAACGCUUUGCCACUCAAUAACAUCAAGAGAAUAUAUUUCAACAAUUGCUCGCUUCGUGAGAUCCCCACAACUACAGUGGCUGGAGACUCCGUCACUGUCAUUGACCUAUCCAGUAAUGCUAUCGCUAAUAUCGGCUUCGACUUUCAGAGCGAGUCGUUUCCAAGACUAACUAUUCUUAAUUUAUCGUCAAAUGCGUUGACUGACUUUAAUCUUGUAGCAAACAACUUUCCAGCCAUCACAACCCUCAAUCUUCAUGACAACUCGCUGACAUCCAUCCCCAAAGUAAUCUUCAGUCUCUCGACGCUGCAAUUCUUGACGCUGGCUGACAACCCUAUCAAUGCGUCGGAUCUGACAGUGCAACAGUUCGCGUUCCUUGCCAAUUUGCGUACGUUUACGAUUGAUGGCAUCACCAGCACGCGCGUAUGUCCGACGACUGUAAUACAGAGUGCGCUAAAUAAUUCCUUUACGUUCUGUGUGGGGGCUGGCGACGAUACUCCGGUAAAUGCUAGGGUUUCCGAGGAGACUACGACAGACGCACCUGUAACCUCUGACGGCAAUUCUUCGCCAUCGCACAAGACAUGGGGAGUUAUAGGUGCGUGUCUUGGGGCUUUCGUAUUGGCAUUGGCCAUCAGCAUUAUUUGGUGGUGUUGCCGUCGACGAAGAAAUGAACAACCGAAGCUCACAAACAGUACCAUUCCAAUAAUUGCAAUCGGCAUGGGCGACCUGUCGGAACAUUCGUAUAUGGAGCUAGGUGUUUCCUGUUCCACCAACGCCUCCAGCCGGAUGACAUCGGACUUCCAAUUACUUGCGUCUGUGGCAGAUGGCUACAUCGGGCUGACUCGGCUGUCCUAUCGUGAUGUUUUUCUGCACAAAAUGUUGCGUGUUAGCAGCCGCUCGGAGCUUUGGCUUGGCGAGUACAGGCAUGAGUCUGUGCUCAUCAAGAAAAUCAAGACAAACACUGCUUCAAAGGCAUUGCUACGGGACUUUGUGACAGAGAUCGAGCUAAUGUUCGAACUCAAGCACCCUCGCAUUGCUGCCUUCCGAGGCGCUAUGUGGGAUGCAGAUGGUACGGAGCUCUGCGCUGUCGUCGAAUACGUUGAAAGGGGUGCUUUGCGAGACUGUACGAUAAGCAAUGCCGUCAAGGUGCCCGUAUCAAAGCAGCACUCCAUCGCCCAACAGAUCUCGGAGGCUAUGGCAUUUUUGCACAAGCAGGGCAUCGUGCACGGGCGAUUAAAUGCGUUCAACAUCCUGCUGGACAAAGAGUACUCUGCCAAGCUGAGUCUUUUCAGUAUCUUUCAUUACGUCAAAUUUUCACCUUUGGACAAUGAAUGUAAAAUCUUCGUAGCUCCCGAAGUUCUGCGCGGUGAGCAGCCAACGGAAAGAUCAGAUGUUUACGCAUUCGGCGUGGUACUUGUGGAGAUCGAUACUGGCGAGACCCCUGUGAUGAACGCUCGAAGACUGUCAAUGGAGAGGCCGAGCUUUGAUUACGGUCUUUCUCCGACUGCAAAGAAGACUGGAUUCCACUUGAGUCGUCUCUGCUCCGGAAUAAUGAAGAAAACGAUUGCUGCAUGUCUGGAAAAGGAUCCCACACGACGACCGUCAAUGGCUGACGUGGCGUUAGCGCUCAAGAAUAGCGCGAUAAAGCUGUAA
Messenger RNA from Peronospora farinosa, 2142 nucleotides. The record is from the annotation of a GenBank genome assembly. Lineage: Eukaryota; Oomycota; Peronosporomycetes; Peronosporales; Peronosporaceae.